Messenger RNA from Sungouiella intermedia, 1305 nucleotides. Lineage: Eukaryota; Fungi; Ascomycota; Pichiomycetes; Serinales; Metschnikowiaceae. The record is from the annotation of a GenBank genome assembly.
AUGAGUGCCCUUCCCUCGUCGAGAAAAACCCACAGCGAGCGUCACAAGCAGAUCCUCAAGCAGCUUCUCAAGGAACCUGCAAACAAAACCUGUGUGGACUGCAAGACUGCCGCUCAUCCUCGCUGGGCAUCUUGGAAUCUUGGAUGCUUCAUCUGUAUUCGAUGCUCAGGCAUUCACCGUCUGAUGGGCACGCACAUCUCGCGGGUGAAAUCGGUGGAUUUGGACGCGUGGACUGACGAGCAGGUGGAGCUGAUGGUCAAAUGGGGCAAUGCAAAGUGCAACGCCUACUGGGAAGCAAAGUUGCCUGAAGGAUACGUUCCAGAUGGCCUGAAGAUUGAAAAUUUCAUUCGGACAAAGUAUGACUUGAAGAAAUGGGCUGCAUCCUCGCUGAUUCCUGACCCUAUGAAUGUAUCAGUGGCCGCUGGAGCUUCUGGGACUGCUGGAAUAGUCGCUUCCGAGGGCUCGGCUACAUCUACUACUUCUAGUUCUACGUCCAGAAACGCUCCUCUAAACAGAGCUGCUGCUCCAAAUAGAACCCAUGCACCUCUUCGGAAAGUGACAUCUCCCGCUUCUGCUCCUCCCUCGCUUUUGGAUGACGAUUUCGGCUCAUUCACCUCGUCUCCACUGCCCACACCUACUCCAGCUCAACAGACUACCAGACAGACCUCUCACAUCCACAAACAGGCCCAGUCUCAUCACAAGCACGCACAAGUACCCCCCGUGGCUGUUAACGGUAUCCAUGGCAGCCAGAGUACUGGCCUGGUGCCAAACAAACAGAAUGAACGCACAGAUUUGAAAAAGUCCAUCUUAUCGCUUUACUCACUGCCUUCCUCGUCACAGACUAGCGUCCAGAGUGGUCAGACGUAUGGAAACAACCUUUAUGGAAACACCGCAAACACCUACGGGAACUCUUAUGGAAAUAAUGCCAAUACCCAGAGAACGAACACCAAUGGCACUUCCAAUGCUAAUGUUGCUGCGAUGACGGACUCGCUCUUGGGUUUGAACUUUGGCUCUGCACCUUCCCCUGCUUCUCAAUCUAUAAGCCAAAGUCUGUCGCAGAGCAAGACAGAACCCGUGAAGCAAGAUAAAUCAGUGCCUCAUUACAAGAACGAAUGGAGUGACAGCUCCUCGUCGGUGAACAAAUGGGGCUCCAGCGUCGGGAACAGCUCCAGCUCAGUAGCUAGCGCACCAACAGGUCUCCAAGGCACUUACUCUACCAACUACACAUCAAACUACACGUCGAACGUAACGCCUGGAGCAACCACGGCUCUCGACGAUGAUUUGUUCAAAAAUGUGUGGUCGUAA